AUGACGCCAAGUUGGCGAUCAAAAACAAAGAUGGCGGCUUCAUCGUUCGUUUCUAUGAGAAAUUUUUGGAAAGAAUUUUCGCUUCCAGAGCUUCAGGUAAGUGAUCAAAGCAGAUUUUUUCAGAUAUUGCUGUCCAUAUUGUGCUAUAUUCUUGAAAAGAAUAAUGGAAAUGGAUGCGGUGUGUUAGGUUUGAGGAUGUGCACGAUUUAUACAUGGUUGUCUGCAGUUUGUAAAUAAGUUCUCUUGUAAUCGAUAGAAAUCGUUAGAUACAACCGCAGCAGAGCUUGCAGAGCGCCAAGAUGGGUCAGAUAUUUCUAGAAAGAAGCUUGUUGAGCUUAGCCGUGAUUUUAAAAAGAAUACACCCGAGGUAAGACAAAUUUUAGUUACGUUUAUAAAUUUCGUAGUAAUUUAUUUAUUCAUCUGUACCUGGAAAAAAAUUGUUUUAAGAUAUUCUGAAAAACAGUUGAAUUACAUAUGCUUCCUCAGUCCCAGAAUCCUGACAUUCAUUGACAAACCGUUGUUAAUAACAAGGGUUUGUUUAGUGCAAGGGUAUAAUAAGCAAUAUGGAGAUGAACCCUUACUUCCUGAGAUGCAUAUUAUCAUGCCAAUUCUCACAGAUUAUCCAGGUGUCUCCCCAAAUCGGCACUAAUCUCCUCCUCUCCCAUAUAGUUCACCAAAUUUCCUUGUUAAAAAAAGACUGCUUUAUUUGGGAAUUUAGUGAUUGUUUUCCCAUAUUAUAAACACAAGGCAACUGUUUUAAGAGGAAACAAGGCAUUAGCCAAGCCAGCCCAGUAAAGCAGGUCAGCCCGGCUAACUGGGCUGGCUCACCUGACAUAAACAGGUCCUUAAAACAUUAUGCAGCUGUCAUUUAAAACCCUCAGAAAAUUACGGCUAUUUGAAGACUCUACAACUUGAAGUCACAAAAUGCGAGAGAGCAAAACAUUUCAAAUCAUAUUUAAAGUCUUCUGGAGGCUCUGCAGGCUUUAAAUGACUGGUACAUUAAGGAGAACCCUUUGCUUGUUGUGAAAAAUACUUAAAGUGGCCAGGAGUUGCAAAUCCCAGGAUGUAUCUGAUUAACAAUCAAACUUAACACUAUGGAUUUUGCAUGUGUUUCAUUUUUUGCAGGAAAUCAGGAAAAAAGUUGCACCACUUUUAAAGAGCUUCCAAGCUGAGGUUAUAAUCAUAUAACUUUCUUUACAAGCUUAUUGCACACUUUAAUAAAUUGCAAAUUCUUGUUUUAUUGAUUUCUAAUAAAACAUAGGUUUACAUGCAUGUUCAGUUGAAUGGUAGUAAAUAAACAGUGAGAACACCAAGUUUAUUUUCAAUUGGGUGAUCACAACAGACUCAAAAAUGUAAAAAAAAAGACAUGAAAUUCUCAGAAUUUGCUUGAUGCCAACAAAGAGAGCAAUUUAGUGAACAACAGCUGAAGUUAUUUGAUUUUCUCUUAUUUAUUAAACUAACUGGUUAUUAAAAAUUCUGUAGCAAAAACUUUUAACCACGAAUAUAGCUAUUGUUUUCCCAGAUGAAAAUAUAUUUGAAUAUAUUUGAGCCAUUCAUUUGAAAACUACCCUUUUAUUGAUUUUACUCUUUCCCUCCUAUUUAGAUUGAUGCCCUUUCGAAAAGAAGCAAAGCAUCUGAGACUGCCUUUCUUUCAAUUUACAAGAAACUGGUAGAUGUCCCAGGUAAAGUGAGUUAUUACUUAUCAGAAGAUUGUGUGAGCUGUUUUCAUCAUGAUUGUACAGCAGUAAAUAAAGCAGAUUUUACUACAUUGCUUAAAAAUCAACCCACAUCAGCUAGAGUGUAUUAUGUUCAUGAGGUGUAAUAGAAACAUGCUAUUAUUGCAGGUGCAAUUAAGUCUUGAAAUACCCGUGUCAAACCUCUGUUAAGUGGCUGCCCGCAGGAAAGGAAAGUGGUCAAGGUUUUUGAGAGAAUUUGUGACAAUUUUAAAUGCUGGAAUUUGUGUUCUUAAGAGGCAGCGAGGGGCAGCUUAAAUAUAGGCUCCACUGUAUCAUGUAGGCUGUAGUCACUAGAUUUGUUCACAAAGUAUUCAAGCUUUAGUUGUACUGCUGAAUUUAGAGACUGAUAUAUUAGAUCAAUCAAUCACCUUGGGUGAGCUGUUUGGAUCAACUCAACUCUUCUCCAGCAACACCUUCAGCAAGUUGAUAAAAUGUGCAUGUAUGUUUUGAUUCAUUGCCUGGCUUUAGAAGAGCCAUGUAUGUCUUGGCAUCCAUAGAAGUAGGUCACUCACUUUUCAUUCUUGCUUUGCCAGCAGUGACCAGCAUAUCUAGAACUAGCGGUAGCUGAUGUAUAGUAUGAAUUAUCAGGAUAUUUUCCCAUAGGGCUGUUGUUUAGUUGGAUAUUGCUUCCGGGAAAUAUUGAGCUGCCACUGCACAUAUAACAUUCAAGUGUGUUGAUCACUAAAGAUGUGUUUAGGUUGAGUAUUGAUUGUUGUUGCCCAGCAACUGCAUUUAUUGACCGGCUACAUGGAUUGUUACCAGUCUUAUGAAGCAACACAAAUCCAUCCCUGUAUGUAAUAACUAGCGAAAACUUCCAGUGUUUCUUUCUGUAUUUUAUUGUAUUUCUUUCCUUUUUUAACAUGCAAUUAAAUAUCACCUUUGUCUAAUGUUUUGUCCUGCCUAGAUUAGCCAGGGUUCUCAAUAGAUUUUUAAGUAGGAGGUGAUCACUGAUAAAGUAGGAGGCUCUUCCGCAAAGCCAGAGGUGUCAAAACAAAGCAAAGAAAAGCGACUUAAACACAAAGUAAGCGGCUAUAAAUCCCAAAGUAAGCGGCGAUCAAUCGCCGGGUGCCGCCUUCUAUUGAGAACCCUGGAUUAGCGUGAUAGCUAUUUGCGGGGUAUACAGUAUGCUGUUGUUAAUAAAUUAUACAUUGUUGUUGUUGUUGACCUUCCCUCUGUUAUGGCUAACAGAAAGGAAUGAGGGUAGAUAUAAUUUUAACUUUUUUUUCUUUACCAAAAUAAGUAUUUUGUAUAUUUUUUGAAUUUUUUUCAGAUCCAUUACCACUACUUGAGCAGUCUGUCAUUCAACAACAAAAAGUUGCUAAACUUCAGGUAUCUUGUUUGAGUGUUCUUUGUAUAUGGAGAACCAUGGCCAGUCGAACUCCUCCAUGAUGGCCUUAUAUUGAUUUUUAAUUACUACGUUGUUUUUAAUUUGACUCGGCCGCAUCUUGGAUAUGCUUUAAGGUGACAGCGCGAUGCUGUUAGUGAGUUCUUCACUUCUUGUGUGCCCAUCAUUACUUGGCUGUAUAGCCGCGUGAUGCGGUUCCAGUCGAGACCCACAAAUUGGCCCUUGCUCACCAUAGAGUCUCCAGUAGCUCAAGUGGUUAGAGCAUCCGACUAGAUCACGGAGGGUCGUGGGUUCAAAUCCCAUCUGGGACUCAGAUUUUUUUCUGAGUCCUCCUCAAAUUAAUAUCAUGUUGUUGUUGUUUCAUCUUCAAUAUAUGUUGUUUUUAUCAGUUAUAACAUAGAACUAACAUACACUGAACCUUUUACAACUGUAGCAGAAGAGAGCCUUGUAGAUUUCCUUCUUUUCACCUGAAAAUGGAAAACUACUUCAUUUGUCCAUUUAAAUCUGUCUGUACACUGGUACAUGUAAUCAGUUUAUCAGUUAUUCUGUAUGGGGUGUAUGUUAGUGCACAGUGUACAUGUAAUCUUGAGUGUACAUACACAAGUUUCAAUAAGUUGUUGUCUACAUCCUGUUAACUGUAUAUUGUUUAUAACUAGAAAAUAAUUUGAAACAAUACCUUUAUAUUAAAUUUUCAGUCCAGCAGUUACUUGUUUCUUCUUUAUUAGCAGAAGAUGUGAAAUAUUACUUUCAUGAUUCGUUUGUCUGUAGGACUAUGAGAUUGAAAAUAAACAGCUAAGAGAAACAUUAGAGGAAUAUAAUACAGAAUUUGCUGAGGUGAAAAAUCAAGGUAAUAUUCUUUUUUUAAUAACUGGUGUAUAAAGUAAUAAAUUUUGUACAAGUAAAUAUAUUUUCAAUCCAUAGCUUUUCGGUUGAAUGAUCAUAGAUAACUUUCAUGUGGUUUAUUUUGCCUGAUAGAGGUGACUAUUAACAGACUGAAAGAGAAGCUAAGAGAAUAUGAGGAGAAAAUCGAAGACAGAGUACAGGUAAUGUAUGAGUACCAGUAUUUUGGUAAAGCUAGUGAAUGUUAAAUACUCUUUUUGACUACACUGGGCUUAACCUUUUACACAAAGGUUCUGUUUUGUAGAGGGGUUUUGGGUGUGAAAUACGGUGAUUAACCAUUAAUUUUGGAGUGAGGAGCCCUAAAAAUUAAGAAGCUAUUUAGUAGUUGCAGUGGCUCCUAGACCUGCCAAUAAUGGUAGCUCUUAAUUGGCAAGAAGAAUUUAGAAAAGUGCUUGAACAGCAAAGGAAUGUAACUGCUAACCAAAGGAAUUUACUUGAAUAUUCAUCAUAAUCAUUCUUAUUAUUAUAUACAUACAUGUACAUACAUACAUAAGGCUUUUCAGUGACAUAUUAUCAGACAUCUAUUAAAUGUAAAUUGUAGGCACGAGUGAAAGAAAAGGAGAAAGACAUACAAAAGAUGUUUUCUGAUAAAGAGAAGGCACUGCAAGAAAAGCAGGUUUCUGUGGCUAAAAAGCUGGGAGAAGCAGAGCACAAGGCAGUGACUCUCCAGGCUGGUAAGUAUGAAGCUUUACAAUACUCUCCACAACUUUAACUGAGCGUUGUUUAUUUCAUGUACUUUAUUUUUAUGUAACAUUAUUUUAUUCAGUGAUAGUGUUGGGCUUGUGGUGGAAAGGAAUACCAGGAUAUAUGGAAGCCAUGCCCUGAUUGUACAGUUGUUGUUGUUGUUGUUAUCUUAAUUAACAAAGACAGUUUUUUAGUUCUACACCAAGGUACACAGGGUGCAAAGAAAGUCAUUUUUAAAGCUUGCCAUUCAGGAAAGCUGAAGCUAGCAUAUACUAGCCCAAAUGUCAUUUCAACUAGCCCCAAAAACAUUUUGAUGAGAAGAAUUGAUUUCACAGUACUUCUGUUAUUUGAAUUCCUCAAAAAACUUCACUUACCCACUGGGCAAGAUAAGAACAGAAUUCACUAACGCGAUAGCAAAAUCCACUGGGCCCCGGGCUAUCGGACACUACCUUCUUUGCACGCUGGUACAUAAAUGGUCCAUACUAAUUUUGAGUUGAUAGAGGUAACCCUGCUAUGGACUGGUCAUCACUCAGUGUUAAUUAACUAUGGAUUCACAUGCAAGCAAUAGGUUUUUGAAGUUAACACCUCACCUGGCCAAUAAUAAUAUUGUUAUCUUGUACCAAUUCUAAUAGAAAUGAUUACGUUUGAGAUGUCCAUAGCAACGGUUCACUUUAUUCAACACCUGCUUGUUGGACUUGACAAAACCAAUUCACAAAGAAAAGGUCCUCCAAUAUGUUUUGAUCUCAGCUCUGAUUUUGAUUGUCAUUCCAAUCUGAUAAGGAAAUUUUCUGACUUUUUUUAAUUUACAUUUUUAUUCAAAAUAGAUUUUGAUUAGUUUUCAGUGCACAUCAGUAGAAAAAUUUAAUACAGCAAUAACUGAUCCACAUGUAUAAAUAUGGUUCUUUUUAUCAUGAUACUUAAUAAAUAACUGUUAUUAUUGGAGAUUUUUCAUUGCAAGGAUACAAAUGGUAUCUUUCUCAUUCUCUGCCUCUCUAUAUUCUGCAAAAGAACAUCUGUAGGAACUUCAAACCUUGGGUAGAAGGUUAUUAGAGUUUAACUGUGUAACAACUACAUUAAAACAUUGAAAUGGUCUUUUCAGUGGGUAAAUUUGUUUAUUUUACAGCACUGGACAGUACUCAGUCAGAACUGUUUGAUGUAAAAGCCAAGUUUGAUGAAAUGGCUGCCGCGAGGUACUUUAGUCAUAGUGCCCUAGUAACAUUUUACUUGUAUUUAAUAGCUAGCUUUUUGAUUAGUGAUUGUCAUAAAUAACAACAAUAAUUUCUGUUUCAAAGCAAAGUAUACAUACCAGUAAUAAAAGUGUUUUUAAUGUGAUAGGUGCAUUUAGGCAGGGUGAGGAGGGAUCUUGAUCUGCCUCUGUUGUUCUGUGAGUUGCAGUGUUCAAUCAUUGAACGCUGUAACUCACUUCAAUGUGUAUUGAGAUACCUUUGUGCAGCACUUGUAUGUUUUUAUCUCAUUUUGUUUUUAGGUCUUCAGAGAUUGAAAUUUUGGAAGCAGAUGUAGAGAGGGCAAAUCAGGUGUGGUGCUUCUGAAUUCUUUUACAGAGAAUUUUUUGAAAGUUAUAAUCUUAUAUUUUUACAGAGCUUGCAAGAUAUAGAAUUUUAAAGUAGUUUUCAUUUUAAAAUAUAUCUAAUAAGAUUUUGUGGGUUUUAUUUGCAUAAGAGGGCAUCAAGUGCAGAACGUCAAGUUGAAUCUUUGCAAGAAGAGCUUCUUUCUACACAGAAUGCAUUACAGGUUAGCUCUGAAGUUUGCUUUUUUUGGGGGGGUGUAACAGUUUAUUUUCACUUCGAGUGAAUAUGUACUGCUUUGUAGUAGUAGUGAUUGUUGUUUCAUUUGUUCCAGAAUAUUGGUGAUGUGCAAAGACCAAAUAUGGUAAGAGUUAUUUAUUUAUUUGUUUAUCAAACAUUUUAUAAAUCAAUCAUUUUAUUGCCAAUAAACCCACAUUUUAAUAAAAUCCAUCCGCUCAUUCCAAUGCCAUCCCAUUACUAAAACAAGCUUGCUCGUACGUUCUUGUGUCAUUCAUUUUAUCCAUUCUUCCUAUCCACCCACCUGUCAUCCAUCCAAGAGGUAUCCAUUCAUCACUGUUUUGGUCAUACUUUUCAGAUUUAUGACUUGAAUCUCAUUCUACCGUUUUGUUUUCUUUAUUGUGUGAAGGGUAGUCUUCUUCAUGCAUACUGCAUAUGUAGGAAAGUCUGAGUACUGCUUUGUAUAUAUUUUUUUUACUCUGCUAAUUUUUUCCUUUUGACUUUAGACUGAGACAAUAGAUGCACUCUCACGCUCAAGCUUGGAGCAUGAACUAGCAGCCAAAGAGAGACAGGUGAGUUUGUAAAAAAGAAGUAGUAGAUAAUAGCAUUUUUUUAUUGCAGAUUGCCAAAUUCUCAUUUCUUUACUAAUUAAAAAUAACUUACUGUAGGAGAGCCGUGAGGGUGAUGCCUUCGUUUCAGGUCUACAUUUGGAACCAUGCUCUGUAUAGGUGUGGCCUUAGCAUGUCACUGUGUGGUUAAAGUGUUGACAUUCUAAAUCUAGAUGGAAUGGAAAGCCUCACUACAGUUUUCUGCAUGGUCUUUAACAAAUUUCAUUUUUUAACACUGAGUUUACCAUAUUAUUUUGUUUUCCUGUUUAUUCAGAUAUCCCAACUAGUGAGUGAUGUGCAGCAGUUACAAGUGAUGCAGAACAGAUUAAAAGAAUCUGGAGCAAAUGAGGUAGAGUGCAAGCUCUGCAAGUCUUUUGUGAUCUGGGGGCAGGGGUGGUGAAGAGACUGCUUGCUCUUUUGAAUAACCUCUCCUACUCCAUCCUACAAGCUCAAGGCUAAGAUGCUUGUUGGUUACUAUUGUGUCCAUACAUAUCAUAGCCUAAGCUACAAGAGUAUGACUGAACUGUCCUAUUCUAAAUUGAAAUUUCUCAUCGUGAAAUAAUAUUAGAGCUGCAAAUGUGCAGAUCAAGUCGCCAUUAUAUUCAGACAAUUCAGAAAAGAUUGUUGCUUCUAUAUUCCAUUAAAUCUUUAUAAUUGUUUUAAAUACUAUGCAUAUGUUCAGUCUGCUUCAAAAUGUUAGUAAAUGGCAUUAUUUUGAUAUGUCUGGUCCCAGUCAUUCAAAAGGUGGAUAGCGCUAUCCACCAGAUAAAUCUCAAUCCACUGGGUAAUGCAAUUGGCUUCCCUAAUAUUUAUCCACUGGGGAUAACUGGAUAGCAUUAUUGGUCGGGAACCCUAAUGUUUUAUCCAUUGUCUGGAUGAAGUCUACUCUUGAUUUAUAACCUGGUGGACAGAGGAGUGGCAAUCCAGUUUUUACUGGCAACCAGUUAAAAUGACUAGUUUGUUAGGGUUGAAAAUGCAAAAUGUGGAAUAAAAUCAAAUGUGUCAUCAGAGGGUUGAUGCUAAAUGUGGAAUUUCAUUACUUUCCUUUCCGCUCAAAAUGCGCUGAAAUGCACUUUUUGGAAACCCCCAGAUAAGAGUUUUCCCUGGGGGAGGUCCCUGGACUUCCCCAGUGAUAGGGGGUAACCUCCUUCUCAUAUCUACCCCUACACAUAGUUCUACCACGUGCGAGAUGCGCCUUUCGAUCUGAUCAGUUGCCGCCUAGUUUAUGUUUUUCCCUUUUCUAAUUCUGGAGAACCCUGGAGUGGCCACAUAAUCAAUGAAAAGAGCGGUCUGUAACUUACAUUAUCGUUUAGUAAGAGAAAUGUAUUUUAUUGACAGGUCAGCAGGUUAGAAGACCUGUUAGCAAGUAAAACGACUGCUCUUCAACAAAUGGUAACCCUGUUUCAUUAUUUCUUUAAUUCACGCUGUCGCUGGCGCUUACUACUGAUAGUGCACAUAAUUUUAUUGUCAAGAAAGUUGUCAGUUUUCCAUUCUCACUAUCUCUCGUAAUUUAAUGAAUGUGUAAGUUUGCAUAUUUUCUGAUAUCUUUCAAUUUUUGGUUUGGAAACGAGAGUAAUUGUUUCCUAAAAAUAUUUUUGUGUAUUUUUUCUAGUAUAAAUCCGUUAACUUGUUUUAUCUUCUUUAAAUUCUCUUCAGGAGACGAAGCUUGACGGACAGAGUGACUAUGAAGAAAUCAAAAGAGAGCUAAGGUUAAGUUUGCACUUGAAAGUAACUGGUAGAGUUUUGUAUCCUCGUGAAGUGACGUUUUGAACAUUGAAGCGAUUUACUUGACAAAAAUAAAGGGUAUCCGGCUGUCAUAGAAUGGCAUGUACCGCAGCCCACCAGGUUACAUUUAUGCCUAGUUGUUAAUAAAUUGAUGGUAGGUGUAAAUUUAUUGGGCUGCAACCCCAGUUGAUUGCAGUCAUCUGUCCAUAGUCCUAAGCUGGCGGACUGCAAACGUCAGAUUCAAGUUUAGAAAUUUUCAAAAUAGAAAGUAAGCAGAUAAAAACAGCUCAAAACAAUUCUUUGGAAUAAAACUGGUCUGAAACUAGUAAUUUUUGAGUAGUCGUAAUGAACAGUAAAGGACAAGAAAAGGGAAAACUCUGCCUCCUGAUACAAAUUGCCGUAAAAGUGACUCUAAAUCUCUCCGAUGUUUGCCCGUUUACGAACUUAUCCACUCAGGAUUUUACCCAAUUAUUAUACGUUUCGCUAGGAUUGUUCCGGUGUGGAGGAAAGCGGUAGACGCGUAGCCUGCGUGGCAGGUGUCUAAAGAGAAAAGGAAGGAAGUGGAAAGAAAGAGAAUUAGCGUUUUCAUCCCAUUUCCUUUCUCUUUGCGCCUCCCAUGCAGGUUUUAUAGUAAAUCAGUAGACGGAGCCUUAUGGUAGCCAAAAGCACUUACAACCAUCACCAAAGUAUAAGCCCAACUCUGCAUGUAUGUUCUCUGGCAGAAGUGAUUGUCUCAAUUUUCUGCUACAUUGAUUGCAUUUCCUGACGUUGCAGUUCUUACUGUAUACGAUCAACUCUUUCAAUUCUAAUGGUGGCCAUAGAAAAAUUAAGAUUUCUUUUUUUGUAAAAUCCUAAGAAAUAAUGAAUACUCUGCAAACGUUUUGCCAAAGAGGAUUCAUUUGAAUAGCGACGUAACUGGAUUUCGUCCACAGACCUAAAAGUUUACAGUUUCACUACAAAUCAUGCUAUUACCUAUACAAACAUUCUCGACAGAACUUGGUCGAGACGUGAGAGAGUGAAGACCUAAGAAAUAUGCACUUCAUUCGAUUGCUUCGUUUUUUAUUCUUAUCUGUCAUGUUUAUGUUAAUUGUUGCAGUAUUCUGAAGUCAGUCGAGUUUUCCACGAGUGAGGGUGAAAGUGGGGAAGGAAGAGUGGUAUGUUUGAAUAAUUGUGAAAAUAAUUCCUUACACAGUUGAGGAGGCACAUUUUCUGUUCAUUAUACAUAAUCUGCCCUCUUGCAUGUCACCAUAAAAAAGUUUAACUUCUCUAAUGUUUUUGUGGAGCAUUUUAAAGACAUAUUUAAGCAUAGUUUAUAUACUUUGGAGAGUUAGGCGUACUAUUUGCAGGUUGGUUAAUCAAUAAUCUGAUCAAUAAACACUGAUAAAAACAAACUGGAGGCCUUGGAAACAGCAAUCAAGUAACCAACCUUGAGAUGUUUUGCGCGGCAUUUUGUCUCAAAAAUCUGCUCUUAGUACUUAGUGUAACCUAAGAUGUAGCCUGGGACCAGGCUCCGCAGUGGGGGAAAAAGGCAAAGUACGGAGAAAAACAGAAAAUAAUAAUCGGCGGGCACUCGCCCGCCAUUUUUUUUGGCUCUCGCCGAUGUUUUUUUUUCCUUUUUCCCCAACUGUGGAGCGUUGUCCUAGGCUACCUAUGAUGUGUCAUCCAGGGUGAUUAUCACGAUGUUUGUAGUUGAUUCUUUGAUUUGUGUUUUAGGAAUCAACUCCUAAGUCUCUGGAGAUGCUUCUUCUUGAUAAGAACAAAAGUGAGUCUGCAUGUGUAGCGCAAAAUUGUAAAAAACAAUCCAAUUGUGAUUUUGAAGGUUUUCACUCGUUGGUGACAUUUACUGUAAAUGUGCUUUUUUCAACUCUUUCAGGGCUUCAAUCUGAGAAUACAAGUCUUAAAGUGGAGAAUGUCGACUUGACAGGUAAUAUUUCACUUAGGAAAGAUGUGCUGUUAUACCUUAAAAUAUCAAAGAAAUAAUUGUUAAUUCCAUGUUACGUUACGAUAUUCGACGCUUUUUAUAUCAAGUACAGAAAAUGCGGAGAAAGAUGUUGAAAAAAAAGUAAACGAAACUGUUUAUAGUGCAAUGGACCGAUUUGAAGUCUGACGCUUUCGUUAUGGCUGUAAUAGAGAGUAACGAUGUAAUGGAUGGUCAGCUGAAAAAUUCUCAGUUGUACACUGAAAAGCAUUCAACACAUGUCAACUGGUAGUUGUUUUAUUCUUUAUGAUUUCUUCUGAAAAUGUCUGAAAAUGGACUGUUUGAAAAUGGACUGUUUGUUGGAGAUAACAUCAACAUAAAUCAGAACAUCGGUACUCGACACUAGCUAAAGCCGCCAUGGACAAGCGAUUUGUCAGCUUUUUAAAAAGAAAAGAUUCUUUUUGUUUAUUGGAAAUUUAUUGGCAUCUAUUGUAGAGAACGUUUCGACAAAUUUUUGAAGAGCAGCCGUUGGGGUAAAACUUAUAACCGGCGGAGUGAAUUGUUCCGGACAAAUCAUUUUUGACGUGUCGACAAGGUUUCAGACGAGAUAAAGCCACACAAAAAAAAAAGAAAUUGUGCAGCAAUCCUGCAAUCAUUCAUAGUUUUAACUUUCUUUUAUCGUAAAUCUUUUUUAUUACACUUCUUGCAAUCGCCUGCAACGUGUUCUAUUAGAGAACAAAGUAAUUUUACAAAUCAGGUAAUCCAGGGGUAAUCUGUUCGUUAUGUUUCUAUUUUGACGAGCUGUCAAUUUACAAAUGAACCGAACCGUGAAAUAUCAAGGGGCGUUUUCCAGAAUCGUGGGGUUUGCGGGCAAGCGUUUCCUCUUCUCCCCUCUCCCUCCCCCUUUAACCUUUUUUUUGCUUCCGCUGCAAGUGCUAAGCAGAUCGCAUUUAGCAGAGAGAACAUUGGCUUAGAGCGGUUUUCACUUGACUGUCGUAAAACCCAAACCAAAGUAAAUACAGUAGCCAACCAAAGGGCGUAGUAGAACCAAAACCAAAACCAAUCCCUUUCCACAGUCAAGUGAAAACCGCUCUAAUAUCUUAUUUUACUAACCACAAAUUAAAAGAAAAAAUUCACAAAAAAAAAAACUGCCAGCUACGCGUGCUAGUUGUGCAACUCCUAGCCUGCGUAGCAAGCGUUUCCAAUCGAGUUAUUGCGCGAAAGUUAGAGCGGAAGCAAAAAAACCCCUCCCCCUUCCCCGUCAUUCAUUUUUUUUGGCUCUUGUCCCAGUUUUCUUGACGAACCUCGCGAGGAAACGCUUGCUACGCAGGCUAUGCAACUCCUUCACCUUGCUGGUCAUUGUUUAAGGCAGCCAAACAAAAUUGCUUCGAAACUUGUGUUAUGGCAAUCAUCUGUCGGAAGGGUUAGCAGGGGAAGACAGCCAAUUGACUCAUAUAUUGGCAACAUCAAAAGGGACACCAGUCUUGACAGCAUCAGCGAAAUUCGGUCAGCAUUGCGGGAUAGAAAUGUGUGGAAAGAUUUUGUCACGAAGGCUCGAUCGAGAGAUCGGCCUAAGUAAGUUUUGAAUUGCCUCUCAGGCUUUCCCUGUUUUGUGUUUAUGUCUUUAGGACGUUAUUCUGAUCUACAAGUCCAGUACAAUGAGGCAGUUAACACUGUAAAGGAACAGAAGGAGCUUAUCACACAAUUAGAGACAGACCUAUUGAGUGUAAACGCACUACCCUCUGCAUUCCGCGGCCAAGGGGAGGUCAGAAUUGUUGUUUUCUGAGUAUUUAAAAUGAAGUCGAAAGUAAUGACCACUAAAUGUGCUGAAAUUUGAUAAAAGAGCGGCGACAGUUUAGUUCCAAUUGGUUUAGCUACUUUUAUCGAAAAACUAAUGAUUGGUGUAGAAGUGAGAAGAUCUGAAGUAAAGAUAUCAAUUGAAAUACGUGAACACGCUGGCUGUAAAAUGAACCAGGAAAUUUAAUAAGUACCGUUUCAUUCCUUUCAUUCCACAGCUAACGUUUGACGUUAGGCUCAUUAAAAAACGUUGUUUUAUCGUCAGUGGUUUGAAUUCGGUCGACAAAGGAAGACGUUCAGAAACGAUGUUGAAAUGAACGAUGCUGUAGCGCUGAAUAAAUUGCAAAUUUGCUGUCGGGAGAUGGCACCAAGAUCAAAAGCAAGGACAACAAAAGUGACCAAGCUUGAGGUCAACAUUGGCCCCUGGUCCAACCAUCUUCACCGAAAUGUUCGGUCAACAGCGCAUAUUGUUAUAUUUUAUGACCAAAUGAUUACACCUUUUACGUGGACAAACGAGAAACCCCGAGGAGCAGCCCAGAGGAAAGGCCCCUCUUGCCCGCUAGGGUAGCCACCUAGCAUACAGGUCAGCCAGAGAUGCUGCUAUUUGUGAUAAUUCUUUCAUUUUAAUUUAGUUAAUUAUAAUUAUAUGUUUUUGUCAGGGUGAGGCUGGACCUCCUUCAGAGAAAGAACUUGUUACAAACGCUGUACAGCAAGCCGUGGGCGCACCGACAGGUACUGAUGGUCUGAGUGAUAAUAUUUACGGUGUCUCGUCUCUCUAGUAAUCGCUUUAUAAAAAUGUCCAUUUGAUAUCUUUUCUGUCGUUGUAGUUGGGUUUACAGGAGAGAAUGUGGCAACGGAAUCUCUUCUUCCCAUUGUGGCGAGCCAGAGAGAGAGAUUUAAAGUCAGGAACAUGGAGCUUGAAGCAGUAAGUUAUUCCCUUUGCCACUCUUCAGUUAAAUAGUUUGCUUGUUUGUUUUUGUCUUAUUGACAUGUUAUAUUUUAAAUGACUGAGAAUUCACAGAAGACCGUGAAUUGCAGGUAGAAGCCAAUGACCGACCCUUGUGUUUAACAAUAUAAUACAGAAGUACAAGCGGCUGUUUGUUUUGCUUGAGUUUGAUUGGAGAAAGUACGGUAGUUUUUAGUUUGUGGUAUGCCGGAAUUUAAAGUUACUAAAUGACGUCAAAGAAGAGUUUCUAACGAUGAUCAUCAGUACUAGCAUCCAGACACAAACAAGCGCAUGAAAGUAGCUGGCUAGCCGGCAAACUGCUUGCUGUUUGGAAGAGUCAGGUUACUGUUGACAAGCGCGGGAAAUCAAAAGCGAGCAACGUUGACCAAAGCGGGAAAGAGUCGGUUCGAGAUGUUUUAAGCUUCCUUGUUAAAAGAAAAACUUUCCUCUGAGGUAUUUCAAACACUGUAUCGGUACUGUAAAACAAGUUUUUAAAACUAUUAUACCCUCUGUUCUUUCUUGUAGCAACUGCGUCAUAACCAGCAACAGAUUAGUGUCUUACAGAAUGAAGUGGACACUCUACGCUCUGACAACGUGAAAUUGUACGAGAAAAUCAAGUUUCUCCAGAGCUACCCGUCAAAGGUAAUCUCCUUCGUUGUAAUUUAAAUCCAGAUUUCAAUGUAUUGUUUUCAGUGCUUAUAUUUGAAAAAAGUUGAAAAAUACUGAGCUGCGUAGUUGGUAGAUAACGUUGUGCUUUUAACAUAAAAACGCUUCAUUUUUGCUUUGGCGCAGGGUACAAGCGGUAAAGAUGAUGAAGCUGCGGUAAGCAGAUAUUCCUCACAAUACGAACAACGACUGGAUCCAUUUUCAGCUUUUAAUCAGCGGGUAAGUAGAAGUGUAUACAUGCAAUAACCCUCGCUGACGUAUAGACUUAAAUUUCUUACCCAACUUUUACAGUUCUUUGCUGUCAUCUCCAAAGUGUUUGUGUGCGGCCGAAGAAUGAUAUUUUCUGGUUCUUUCAAUAUGUUUUCUUUCCCUUAAGGUUACCUGCUUUCUUCAAAGAGUACAUACCCUGCUAGCUAGCAGAGGUUUUGUUUCCGGCAUGAAUGUUAGCAUAAGCGAUAUUCUCGUAGGUUGUACGACUCCGCACUUGCUAUCAUAGGUGGCCCAAACGUACUGCGUGAGUUGAGAAUCUGGGUUCUAGAAAUUGAGUAAUGGAGUUUUGUGUUGAAUAAACCCUGGCCGAAGUUCAUUCACCUGUCAAAAGUUUCUUCAAUUCUCUCAGGGCUUAUUUUUGGUGUUGAAAGUAAUAUAUGCUUACGUGUAUUGUAUGUUUCCGUAAACUAUUGUUGGAAAUACUAACAGUCUUUCAUUGAUGGCUUUCGUCAACAAUAUGCUCGUACACUGUACUGGCAGUUCGUUUGACAUUGCUUUCAAGUUACUAAUUGAUCAGCAAUUCGGUUCCUUAUUUCCAGGAAAAGCAACAGAGAUAUCUUGGUCUUAGUGCUCAUGAAAAAGUUACUCUCAAUCUGGUAAGUGACUCUAUGUGGAACGUAAGUGCCUCUUUAUUACGUACUAUCACGUUUCGAUCCGUAGUUAAAAGACAUCUUCUUUGUUAAACUUUUUACAAUCACGAUUCAGUAGUCAGUAUUCUUUGUACACUGCCAGUUGCUUUUGAUUGUUUGGAGACAAGCAGUUUGCAAGUAAAAUGACAUAUUUAUACAAAGAAAACUGGGCCUUAUAACUGAACGCAUAAUACAGUAAGUAAUACAGGCACAUGAGGAACAGAGACAAGUGUCUGCAUUGCAGAGAUGUCUUAGGUUGGGGAACUAUCUUUAGUUUAGUAUCCUUCUGACCAGUUGAACUGUCCUUAUUGUGGAGGUCUCCGUAAGCAGUGGUUUAUUUGUAUUCAAAGAGGCUUAUUCAGUCAAUUUAGUAUAAUUAUAUAUAUUUUUCCUUUUAGGGUCGCUUUAUCUUGUCAAACAAGGUGGCGAGGACUAUCGCCUUUUUCUACACACUCCUGGUCCAUUUGAUGGUGUUCUUGGUAGGUAGUGUGCGUUACGAAUGGUUGUAAUUGUAGCAUUUCUAAAGAAUCCUGAUGAUAGAACCUUUUUUCUUUACUUAUCUUAAAUUUGAAUUAGCACGAGUAUGUGCUUCCUCUUACUGCGUUGUUAUUUGCGUUCAGGCGGAAAACAGAAAUUGUUUUAAUUCCUUGAGUUACAAUUGUAUUGAUAUAACGUAUAAUCUGAACGAACCAAACCGGUGUAGUUUGGAGACAAAGAGUUUACGACAUGACUCUUUCAUGUUUAAAACAGGUGCUUUACAAGUUGGCUUACACAGAAUCGUGCAAACGGGACGUAGCCUCAGAGUGUGCAAAAAGGUAA
Molecule: messenger RNA, 15806 nt
Organism: Porites lobata
Lineage: Eukaryota; Metazoa; Cnidaria; Anthozoa; Scleractinia; Poritidae
Source: the annotation of a GenBank genome assembly